Hyposmocoma kahamanoa is the source of this 1214-nucleotide messenger RNA. It is a transcript of the gene GSTd1, whose product is annotated as glutathione S-transferase D7-like. The record is from RefSeq and is a predicted model, not a curated record. Gene Ontology annotation, molecular function: glutathione transferase activity. The coding region runs from base 582 to 1178 and encodes 198 amino acids. Gene Ontology annotation, biological process: glutathione metabolic process. The transcript has 6 exons. Lineage: Eukaryota; Metazoa; Arthropoda; Insecta; Lepidoptera; Cosmopterigidae.
ACUGUGUCAUUGUCGCCUUAUCUUUUGGGUGGCAUUUAUAAUGUAUUCGCCGAAUAUAUUUGUCUCAGUAGCGUUUUUCUCUUUCACUUAUGACUGUGUCCCACUUUUAUCGGACUAUUUCAAUUGUUGAGAGUGGCUAUCUGGUGUUAUCUAGUGCAAACAAGGGUGGGAUAGAACCUUUUUACGUUUAGUAUAAACCACACGCGUUCAGUGAAAACAGGAUGGGAAAUUCUAAGAGCAGAAAAGUGAAAAUAAGUCAGGAGGAACCUUCUAAAGGCACCGAGGAGACAAAGGGACGAAUAAAUUAUAUAAAAAGUGAGACAGCCGUCACAACAGUGUCUAAGCAAGAUGUCGCUGACUUAGACCUUAAAGACAAUGCAAGCAGUGCAUCGACUGUGGAAGUGCUAGAUGACAAGUGACACCAGUGACAUUUGUAGACACUCCAAAAUCAUCGAAAUAAUAAUUUGCUAAGCUUGAGGAUCUAAUUACGCAACGCGGCAGCUCGUUCUAAAAACAGCAAAAUUCCGGCGCAACCAAUAAAACUGUACUACCUGCCGCCCUCGCCACCCUGCAGGUCGGUCAUGAUGCUGGCCAGGGUGCUGGGCUUGGAGCUCGAUCUUGUGCUUACUAACAUCAUGGAGGGCGCGCAUAUGACUCCAGAGUAUCUGAAGAUGAAUCCUCAGCACACGAUACCAACUAUGGACGACAAUGGAUUCAUUCUCUGGGAGAGUCGUGCGAUAAUGGCGUACCUCGUGAACGCCUAUGGACGUGAUGACAGCCUGUACCCUCGCAAUCCGCGUCAAAGGGCCAUAAUUGAUCAACGCCUCAACUUCGACGUGGGUACCUUGUCUCCUGUAUACCUCAAUCUCUAUCGCCCGGUGCUCUUUCAAGGCGAAGAAAUGAACGAAGAAAACGUAAAGAAAAUGAACGAGAUCUUAGGCUACCUGGAAGGCAUGCUGGAAGGGAAACCGUUCCUCGCUGGAGACAACCUUACUAUCGCCGACAUUUCGAUUAUUGUCACCGUCACUAAUCUUGAUGCUUUUGGCUUCGAUUUGAGUCCCUACGAGAAUGUGAUGAAAUGGUUCGAACGCACCAAGAAAGAGCUGGAACCAUACGGCUACACAGAGAUAGACCAUGCCGGAGGACAGAUCUUAGCUUCUUUUCUAAAGAAAGAAUAAAUGAUAUAUAAGUUCUUUGUAGCAACAAACACACCA